AUGAGGAUUUGUGUGCUUCAGUCUUCCUAUCAAGGUUCCGAGUCCAUGCUCAAGGGACUUGAUACGGACUUACCCAAUCCAGGAGCCUUCACUUCUCAACAUACGUUUGAAAAUCGAUUUAUACGCAAGGAUACCGCCAAAGAGGAGAUCGACUCCUGCGUCAAGGAAGGAUUUGACUUCUACUUAAAUUUCCUUUGGGGUACCCUAGACGAUGAUGUGGCUGGGAUUCAGGCAAGCCAGUACUUUGAAUCCCUAGGGGUACCAUCUGCUGGCAUCCGCAGCUGGGAGCGUUCUCGAACGAAGAAUGAUUUUUACAAAGAAGCGAGGAAGCGAGGAGCACCCCGCGUGCCAGGAACGGACAGGUUUCCUCUAUUCGUGAAACCAGCCAACGGGUGCGCUAGUCAAAUGAUUGAUGAAAGGUCUGUGUGCCACGACGAAGGCGAGCUGCGAGAGGCCCUGCGCCGGAUAAAUGUACAACUCUACGAAUCACGACUCAACCGAGGACGUUCACUUGGCGUUCCAGACUUCAAGGCCUACGCAGAUGGUUUCGAUCCUGUCACCCGGAGUGAAGAUAUUGUGGUCCAAGAGUACAUUCCUGGGAAGGAAUACGUCGUUAGUGUGAUUGAGUUGGGAGAUUCGGCAGUUGCCCUCAACCCUUGUAUCGUCAAGACCAAAGAUUUGAGUGCCAACGAGAAGUUCCUCACGUUCGACUUGAAGUUCGAUAGCGAAACUCGCUUCGAGCUUAUUGAAAAAAAAGAUAACCCAGCUCUGUAUGACAGACUCCAAACCACCGCAUUGGAGGCGUUUAAAACCGGCAUGUUCCACGGUAGCCAUAUGGGAUGUGACGUCGAUCUUCGCGUGCGGCCAGACGGUGAAGUCUUCGCCAUAGAGGUGAAUCCACAGCCAGCUGCCUUCUUGGUGAAUUGCAAUUUUCAAGACCUCCCGAUCAUAUCUAGCUUCCCUGGUGGCCACCAGGCUGUUAUCAACGUCUUCAUUGCCAACUACAUGCUCCAGAACAACCACAGUAUCUCGUCUAAGGUCGCUGCGACCUACGAUGGCCUGGCCUCCGAUUAUGAUAACCUACAGUCGGGUACCAGAAUGCCACAGAUAGUGAGGGGAAUUGUUGAGAAGUUUGACUUUCAGGGAAAUAUUUUUGACCUGGCCUGUGGAACCGGUAUUUUCGGCCGGUUACUCUCUGAGUGCAAGCCGGGUAGCCACCGUCGCGCUCAUACUGGCAGUCUUGUUGGGUUUGACAUUUCAUCCAUGAUGGUAGAAACGUGUCGCUCUACUGGAAUCUAUGAUGCAGUGUAUAUCGACCGCAUGCAGACCUGCCUGCUCAACAAUCUUGACUAUGGCGACGUAGACCACAUCGUCUGCCUCUCCGCGAUCCACUUCCUUUCCCCCGAGGAGUUCACAUUUGUCCUGGUGUUAUGCUUUCUCAUGGCACGCAAGUCAAUUACUAUCGGUGUUGAUGAGAUUCCAGAUGGGUAUAAUGAGUCGCUACAGGCCUUGGGUCACCAUCAUAUGUAUUCGACAAACCACGUUGCCAACAUGGAGCUGUUUGGAGAGCCCCGUGGCUGGAGGUUAGCUACACGCCACAGGGAAUUUGCCUGGAAGUCUUUCACUACCCAGCAUGAGGUCUGGACCACGUACUAUCGCUUCGAAAAAGUGGGUAACGAUGACUGUGGAACCAAACUAUUGGAAGCCAAGCGCAAGGUUUAA
Messenger RNA from Aspergillus oryzae RIB40, 1722 nucleotides. RefSeq lists its product as uncharacterized. Gene Ontology annotation, biological process: peptidoglycan biosynthetic process. The record is from RefSeq and is a predicted model, not a curated record. Bases 1 to 1722 code for a protein of 573 amino acids. The transcript has a single exon. Lineage: Eukaryota; Fungi; Ascomycota; Eurotiomycetes; Eurotiales; Aspergillaceae. Gene Ontology annotation, molecular function: D-alanine-D-alanine ligase activity; ATP binding; metal ion binding.